Adineta ricciae is the source of this 1914-nucleotide messenger RNA. NCBI's taxonomy places the organism in Eukaryota, Metazoa, Rotifera, Eurotatoria, Adinetida, Adinetidae. The record is from the annotation of a GenBank genome assembly.
AUGGAUGCUAAUCUAGAAGCAUUUUCUCUCGUAUGGUUGCAUUUUUCAGCUAAUGGGUUUGAAGAAAAUCAUCACGCUUAUCAACAACUUCGAUCAACGAUCAAUCAUAUUCGAACAUUUGAGGAUGAGAGGAGCUGUGAAAAAUACAUAAAAAAUUCGUCAGACGAUCGUAUUGUAGUUAUCGUUAGUGGACAACUGAAUCUAGAAAUCAUCAAUCGAAUCCAACGUUUGGAGAACGUCAGAGUUGUACUCAGCGAUAUCAAUGAAUUGAUCGUUCAGAUUAAAGCUGAUCAAAAUAAACGAAAUAAAAUAGAAGAACCUCUUUCCAUCAGCGUGUUAAACAAUAUAAAUGAACAGGAAGAAAAAUCAUCGUUGGAUAUAAAUGGAACAUAUCUUCACUAUCAACUACUCAUUGAUGUUCUUAUGCGAAUGCUGUCAUCCUCAAAUGAUAAAAAUGAACUAAUCGAUGUUUGCAAAAAAGAAUAUCAGAACAACUCACUUCAACAUAACAUUCUUGAUGAAUUCGAACAUACAUACUGUUCGGAUCAAGCCAUCUGGUGGUACACAAGAGAAUCUUUUCUCUAUCGUAUUCUCAACAAAGCGCUUCGUGUUCAGAAUAUUGAUCUUCUUUUUCUUUUUCGCUUCUUCAUUCGUGAUAUUUAUCAGCAACUCGAAAAAUUAAAAUCAACUCAAUCUAAACAGUUGAUACGUGUUUACCGUGCCCAGUUACUAGCGAAUGAUGAACUUGCUGUUCUUGCCAAUUCCGUGGGCAGAAUAAUCUCAAUGAAUUCAUUUUUGUCGGCCAGUCGCGAUCAAAACUAUGUUUUAUUUAUUUUGGGUGAUUCAGAUCCUGUUAACGACUGUUUGAAGCGUGUUAUUUUCCAAAUUGAUGCCGAUCUAAGCAUUGAAAAUAUCAAACCGUUUGCUGAUGUCAGUCAAAACAGCUUUUUUCGAGAGGAACAAGAAGUACUAUUCAUGGCUGGAAGUAUCUUUCGUCUUACUGAGAUUAAAGAAGUCAACGGAAUAUGGACCAUUGGAUUAGUUCUCUGUAGAGAAGAAGAAAAUGAUUUACGAGCACUUUAUAAACACAUGACAAAAAAGAAAACAUCAACUAUUACUUUGCUGACAUUGGGGAGUGCUCUGUCUGAGUCAGGCAAAUUUAACCAAGCUGAACGAUUUUUUCAGAAAAUGCUCCAAGAAUUACCUUCGAACGAUUAUUCUAGUUUAGCAGAAAGUUACCAAGGAUUAGCGAUUAUCUUUGCCGAGAGAGGAGACUAUGAAGGCAGUCUUGUAUGGAAUCAGAAGGCGCUCGAACUAUUGAGACAAGAACUUUCUCCUGAUCAUCCAGACAUUGGUUUUAGUUAUAAUAACAUUGGUAUUGUUUAUUGGAAAAUGAAUCAACUCGAGAACGCGCUAGAAUCUCUGAGAAAAGCUGUUAAUAUUUUCGAGAAAACUGAUGAUGAGGAUCGUCACCAUCGGAUUGCUGCAUGUUAUACCAAUAUGGCUCUCAUUCGAAGACACCAAAAAAGGUACGAAGAAGCAUUAGAAUACCUCUAUAAAUCUCUUGCGCUUAAUGAACAAGUGCUUCCCUCUGAUCACCAUAGUCUGGCUGAGACACAUACUAAUAUUGGUUCUGUCUAUAAAUAUCUGGGUCUAUUCGAUAUUGCUCUUGAACAUUUCAACCGUUCACUUUCUAUUUCACUUCGAUCGCUUCCUCACGAGCAUCGUAACAUUGCUAUUAUCUAUUGUAACAUGGGUAUCAUUUACGAAGCAAUCGAUGAUUUCAAUUUAGCUUUGAUAUAUUAUGAAAAAGCAUCUGUUAUUUUUCACAAGACACUCCCAGAUCAUCAUUCGCAACUCAUCAAUUGUGACCUAAAUCUUCAGCGAGUCAAGUCACAACUCAGCAAAAACUAA